AUGUCCAGGGACGAGUACCGAGAGGACAUCGACACCAAGAUGCGGUACUUUUUGUACGCCGGCUCUCACGCGGUCGAUCUGCAGAAGAAAAAGAGGCUGGAGACCAACGCGCAGCACUGCGCCAUCCGCCAGGCCGCGCUGCUCAAGCUCGACGCCGAGGAAAGCGUUCAGGUCUGA
Prorocentrum cordatum is the source of this 177-nucleotide messenger RNA. The record is from the annotation of a GenBank genome assembly. Lineage: Eukaryota; Dinophyceae; Prorocentrales; Prorocentraceae.